Messenger RNA from Drosophila obscura, 654 nucleotides. Its product is annotated as protein anon-73B1. Lineage: Eukaryota; Metazoa; Arthropoda; Insecta; Diptera; Drosophilidae. The transcript has a single exon. Gene Ontology annotation, cellular component: membrane. Bases 105 to 365 code for a protein of 86 amino acids. The record is from RefSeq and is a predicted model, not a curated record.
GAUAUACACAGUUUACCCAUCCCUACUCAAUACAAACAAUUAAACAAAUCUUGAAAAAAAACCACAAAAAUCUAUUGUUUUUUGAAAUUUCUGUGAAACUCGAAAUGUCGGCAUCUGUGGAAAGUAUUGUCACGGGUGCAGCAGCUGCCGCGGCCCUAGACAAAUAUGGGGAGGAGGACUUGUUCAGUAUACUUAUACGGUAUGGACUCUAUGUGGGAGCCAUAUUCCAGUUCGUAUGCAUCUCGGCCGCUGUGCUGAUGGCCGGCGACGAGACGGUGGACACCAACGAAGCGGAGAGGGAGAGUGAGCCGGUGCGGGCACGCCUGCACAAGAUCCGCAAGCUGGAGAAGAAAAAGCGGCGCUAGGUCAGGAAUAGCAUAGACUUAGUUAGCCUAACUAAAUAUAUUCUAAGUAUACACUAUAAUAAAAGUAAUUUCUGUGAAAUGUGUAGCGCCCAGCCCUUGAUCAAGGCAGAUGAUCGCGGUGGCGUCUGCCGCCCUGGCAACUCUGCACAUGACUCAGGGCGGGGCGGGGGAAAGCACUACGCCCCCUUUUCCCAUCAAGCCCCCCCACCACCCACCACAAAUGACUAAUUGUAUUUCUCUUUUAGUUUUGGCUCUUUAAUUUUGGGAAUAAUAUAAAUUAUAAUAAUCG